This is a messenger RNA of Eucalyptus grandis, 422 nucleotides long. RefSeq names its product B3 domain-containing transcription factor VRN1-like. The coding region runs from base 51 to 422 and encodes 123 amino acids. Gene Ontology annotation, molecular function: DNA binding. Lineage: Eukaryota; Viridiplantae; Streptophyta; Magnoliopsida; Myrtales; Myrtaceae. The transcript has 2 exons. The record is from RefSeq and is a predicted model, not a curated record.
UUCUUCUCGUUCUUGGGGAGUCGAACGGUCAGAGUCACCGGAGAUCGAUCAUGGCUCGCCGUCGCCGUCACCACCGUCGCGGCCACGGUCGCCGGAGAGUAGAAGACGAAGGUGCCGAGCAGGAGGCGACUCCUGCCACUCCACCGAGCUGUCCUCAUUUCUUCAAGAUCAUACUCUCUCAAACGCUGGAAUCUGGAAAGCUCGGAAUCCCAAAAAGAUUCUUGAGAAGACAUGGAAAGGAUCUCUUGGGUUUGGUGUUUCUCAAGGUUGAAGGCGGUUUAACCUGGCCUGUGAAACUAGAGAAGAGUGAGGAUGGCAUGGUUUGGUUGUGGAAAGGGUGGCGAAAGUUCAUGGAGCAUUACUCCAUCGGUCUUGGUCACCUCCUAGUCUUCAGAUAUGAAGGGACUCCGUUUUCCGUGUGA